Messenger RNA from Glycine soja, 1879 nucleotides. Its product is annotated as RNA pseudouridine synthase 3, mitochondrial. Lineage: Eukaryota; Viridiplantae; Streptophyta; Magnoliopsida; Fabales; Fabaceae. The coding region runs from base 276 to 1706 and encodes 476 amino acids. The transcript is spliced from 10 exons. Gene Ontology annotation, molecular function: pseudouridine synthase activity; RNA binding. Gene Ontology annotation, biological process: pseudouridine synthesis. The record is from RefSeq and is a predicted model, not a curated record.
GAAAUUGAAUACAUUUUGCUUAUUUUAUACUCAGACGACGUGUUCCUGCCGCGUCCGCCACCGCUCCACCACGCAGCAUAUACUCACAGCAAUAACAGCAUUGCACUGAACCCUAACUCAUCACUGCACUUGCGAAGACACAGCCACAAUCACGCAUCGCUGAAACUCGUCAUCACACUAUUAGACUCACUAGCACUGAUCUCCUCCUCCUCCUCCGCCGUGAACGUUGGUGGUCGACGACGGCGUUGCGGUUCAUACGUUGUAUUCCUGGAGUGAUGUUGAAUCAUGUGAGCAAUAAUAAUAGCUGCUCAUGGCUGUUGUUUGUAGCGAGGCACUACUCUAGAAUUCAACCCCCAAGGCCGGUUUCUGUUGAACCAGUAAUCAGUGUUUCUAACAAUAUUGCCCGCCUGGAUGCUCCCAAAGAAGGUCCUAAACCCAGACAGCUACUAUCAUUGCCACCUUUUCCUGGUCACCCCUUGCCCGACAAGAGCUCAAUUAGUGGUUCUCGACAGCGUGAUUAUGUUACUGCUGUCAAUUGGAUUAAGUAUUACUUCAAGGGCACAUGGGGUUCUGUCAUUGAAUCCCAUUUCAGGGAGGGUCUUGUGCAAAUGGAGGCUGAUGACUCUUCCACUCAGAAAGAAGAGCAGAUGAAACCUAUGCGAAAGAUUAGACCAAAUGAAGUGAUGAAACGUGGUGCCAGAGUUCAUGUGCCUGUGUCAAUUUGUGAGACUAGGAUUUCCAAAAGAUACGAUGCUAUUCCAAGUGGAACACUAUAUCCAAAUGCCGACGAAAUUAAGUAUCUGCAGAGGCUGGUGAUUUACAAGGACUCAGCUAUUAUUGUGCUAAAUAAACCUCCAAAAUUGCCGGUUAAGGGGAGUUUGCCAGUUCAUAAUAGCAUGGAUGCUUUGGCAGCUGCGGCACUAUCCUAUGAUUAUGAUGAGGGUCCUAAACUGGUUCACCGUCUUGACAGAGAGAGCAGUGGCAUCCUUUUACUGGGGAGAACUAAAGAUAGUGUAUCUCAUCUCCAAUGGUUGUUCAGUAACAUUAACAAUGCAAAAUCUUCUUGUAAGGAUUGGAAUGAAGCAUGUGAAGCUACAUAUCAGAGGUAUUGGGCAUUAGUCAUAGGGACUCCCAAGGAGAAGGAAGGCAUAAUUCAUGCUCCUCUUUCUAAGGUGCUUCUAAAUGAUGGGAAGACUGAGAGGAUAAUACUAGCUCACCAUUCAAGUGUAGAACCUCGCCAAGAGGCUGUAACUGAGUAUAGGGUGCUUGGUCCACAGAUAAAUGGAUGCUCGUGGGUUGAGCUGCGUCCACUUACUUACCGAAAGCAUCAGUUGCGUGUCCAUUGUGCUGAAGCACUUGGCACACCGAUAGUGGGUGACUAUAAGUAUGGCUGGUUUGUGCACAGCCGAUGGAAACAAAUGCCGCGAGUGGAUAUCGAGCCAACCACCGGAAAACCAUACAAGUUGCGGAGGCCGGAAGGCCUAGAUGUUCAGAAGGGAAGUGUUUUAUCAAAGGUUCCUCUAUUGCAUCUUCACUGCAGAGAACUUGUACUCCCCAACAUUGUUAAGUUUAUGCAUGUUUUGAACAAUAGUUCAGAAGAACUACGUACUUCACUUAGAGAGCAGCCUGAUGUUCUUCGCUUUGUGGCAACAAUGCCUUCACAUAUGAGAAUUAGUUGGAAUCUUAUGUCAUCGUAUUUAGUCUGAAAGAACUGCAAAAUGCGUUUUGUUGAUUAACUGAAGGGGAAAGAAAUAGUGUUAGCUAGUAUUUAUUAGUUUAGGCAAAGGUAUCAUAGGUUAAAGUCCAAUGACAUUGAGUAUUAAUAUAUAAUUGAAACUUUUCUGAUUUGUGCUUAUGAAAUUGUUAGUUUAUUUAUUAA